Neomonachus schauinslandi (Hawaiian monk seal) is the source of this 990-nucleotide messenger RNA. RefSeq names its product ankyrin repeat and SOCS box containing 5 (gene ASB5). Gene Ontology annotation, biological process: positive regulation of protein catabolic process; intracellular signal transduction; protein ubiquitination. The record is from RefSeq and is a predicted model, not a curated record. The transcript is spliced from 7 exons. Gene Ontology annotation, molecular function: protein binding. Lineage: Eukaryota; Metazoa; Chordata; Mammalia; Carnivora; Phocidae. The coding region runs from base 1 to 990 and encodes 329 amino acids.
AUGUCGGUGUUAGAAGAAAGCCGGCCAUUUGCUCAACAGUUAUCCAAUGUCUACUUCACGAUCCUUUCCCUCUUCUGUUUCAAGCUUUUUGUGAAAAUCAGUCUUGCCAUCCUCAGUCACUUUUACAUCGUGAAAGGCAAUCGCAAGGAAGCAGCGAGGAUAGCAGCUGAAUUUUAUGGAGUAACCCAAGGACAAGGUUCCUGGGCAGAUCGGUCACCACUGCACGAAGCAGCAAGUCAAGGUCGUCUUCUCGCUCUGCGAACAUUGUUAUCACAGGGUUAUAAUGUAAAUGCAGUAACUAUAGACCAUGUCACCCCCUUACACGAAGCCUGCCUCGGAGACCAUGUGGCGUGCGCCAGAACUCUACUGGAAGCUGGAGCUAAUGUAAAUGCAAUCACAAUAGAUGGAGUGACUCCGUUAUUCAAUGCAUGCUCACAAGGCAGUGCUAGCUGUACGGAACUUCUUUUGGAAUAUGGUGCCAAACCCCAGCUGGAGUCGUGUCUUCCUUCUCCCACCCACGAGGCCGCCAGUAAAGGUCACCAUGAAUGCCUAGAAAUACUGAUAUCCUGGGGCAUAGACGUUGACCAAGACAUUCCUCAUUUGGGGACUCCUCUUUAUGUGGCUUGUAUGUCACAGCAGUUCCACUGUAUCCGGAAGCUUCUUUAUGCUGGUGCUGAUGUACAAAAAGGCAAAUAUUGGGACACUCCAUUACACGCUGCCGCCCAACAGUCCAGCACGGAAAUUGUAAACUUACUGCUAGAAUUUGGAGCAGAUAUCAAUGCCAAAAACACAGAGCUUCUGCGACCUGUAGAUGUAGCUACUUCUAGCAGUUUGGUGGAAAGGUUAUUGCUUCAACAAGAAGCUACUCCAAGCACUCUUUGCCAACUUUGCCGACUCUGUAUCCGAAACUACAUAGGAAGACCCAGAUUGCACCUCAUCCCACAGCUCCAGCUGCCGACAUUGUUGCAGAACUUCUUACAGUAUCGAUAA